Brassica oleracea var. oleracea is the source of this 1187-nucleotide messenger RNA. RefSeq lists its product as uncharacterized. NCBI's taxonomy places the organism in Eukaryota, Viridiplantae, Streptophyta, Magnoliopsida, Brassicales, Brassicaceae. Gene Ontology annotation, cellular component: transcription repressor complex. The record is from RefSeq and is a predicted model, not a curated record. The transcript is spliced from 7 exons. The coding region runs from base 23 to 916 and encodes 297 amino acids.
UGCUUUCUUCCGCCGUCGGAAAAUGUCGACUCCAGAUCCCAACUCCUCCGCAUCCGCAACGGCGACUCCCUCUCUCGUCGUCACCGCAUCCGAAACUCCGGCUCCACCCGCAAACAAUCUCAGACCAACGCCGUCUCAGCCACCUAACGCUCCUCCGCCGCCGUCUCUGCCUUACAGAGCCAUAGCUGCUAAUCCGUUACAACAAACUCAUAACAACCGCCCUAAUUCGUCGACGGUUCUUUACCCGUUUGCUCCUCAUCCGGGUCGAGGAGGGUUUUCGGUCCGACCCGUUCGGAUGAGCGCGCCGUUAGUCGGUUCCGUGACGGCGGCGGGUAAUCAGAGCGGUUACCCGGGUUUGCCUUACAACCACCGGCUGGCGGAAAGCAUGAUGCAGUUCAUGAGGGCGAGGAAUCCUCAGGUUCAGCAUCAGGUUUCUCGUCCCAUGAGAGGAGUUCCUCACUUUCUCCAACCGCGGGUUGCUCCUCCCCCAACUUCAAUUCUAGACACUGGCAGGAAUAAAAAUGCCAGAAGGCGGGAUGCGCUUGUCCUUGUUAGAGGGAGAAAGGUUAGAAUCACUGAUGAAGCUUCUCUCUAUUCACUUAGUCGAUCGUGGUUGAGAAAUGGCGCACAUGAAGGAAUGCAGUCGCAAAGGAGCGAUACAAUGAAACCGUUACCAAAGCCAUUACCUCUGGAUGUGAUGGAAGCAGCUGAAAAACCAACUGAUGAUGAUGAUAAAGAGGACGAGGAAUCUGUGAAGGACUUAACAGAGAAGGAUCUUUUGAAAGGACACAUCGAGCGAGCUAAGAAAGUCCGCGCACGAUUAAGAGAAGAACGGUCGAGGAAGAUUGCGAGGUACAAAGGAAGAUUGGCUCUUCUUCUGCCACAAUCCGGAGAGCAGUGCACGAAGAACGAUUAAAAGCUUUGUUAGGACUUGCUUGAGGCUUUACAUGACUCUUGUUAAUUUUAGCAUAGCACCACGUACCUUACGUGUAGGAAGGUGUGUUCUUCUUUCUCUCGUAUAAGAUUAGUAGACCUUCCAUAUGCUCUUUAGAUAUAAAUAUCUUUUUUUUUUAUCUGCAUUCUCUUAUAGAUUUGUUUCUUGAUGUUAUGUGUGCUCCAAAGUCCAAAUUCAAACCCUAUGUGGUUGUAUUUUUAAUACGUUUGGUCAUGUACAAUUUCUCUUUAUU